Messenger RNA from Perca flavescens (yellow perch), 729 nucleotides. RefSeq lists its product as uncharacterized. NCBI's taxonomy places the organism in Eukaryota, Metazoa, Chordata, Actinopteri, Perciformes, Percidae. The coding region runs from base 70 to 729 and encodes 219 amino acids. The transcript is spliced from 3 exons. The record is from RefSeq and is a predicted model, not a curated record.
AAUUAAGCAAGUUAGUAAAAAGCAUGAAAUGGAUGUUUGUUUUAUUUUACCUGCUUUUCAGAGACUGAGAUGAACAAACUGCAGGACAUUCUGCAGACCUCAGACAAUAUUCCAGAUGCAAGUGGGCAUCCUUCCACCUCCACAUCAUGGGGCUUGCGCCAAUCUGCAGCCCAAGAUGAGUGGCGGAAAGCGAGGUCUCAUCAUCUGAGCUGCUUGCUGUCCUGCAACGUGGUUCCAGAGAAGAACUGCAGCCAAUGCACAUCUCCUGCCAUCAUUCGAUGCAGAGACUGCAUGCCAGAGGAGUGGCUGUGUACGGAGUGUGACAUACACAUCCACAAAAAACACACACUCCAUAACAGGGAGUCCUGCAUUGGGGGAAUUUACAAGCCCAUAGAGCCAACAGUGUGCUGCGUAAAGCAAGAUGGCGGAUAUACACUGAUCAAUCAAGUAUGUCUUUUGCCUACAGUGAGGCCUGUCCAGUUGUGCACGUGUGAUCCUGCAACCAUAACAGAAUCAGCUGGUCGGUAUGAUUUGCACUUGCCAAACUUGUCUUGCAAAUUAUGUCUGGCACAGUGGACACCUGACAUGAGCGACCUCAUACACAGUGGGUACUGGCCAGCAUCUGUGAAUGCUGACACAUUGUUUUCAAUGGAUAUCUUUACUUCAUUUGAAGAGUUGAAAACUGUGGCUCCCAGUUUGUCGCGUCAGGGUUUUUUUUUUUUUUUUUGA